Microthlaspi erraticum is the source of this 879-nucleotide messenger RNA. The record is from the annotation of a GenBank genome assembly. Lineage: Eukaryota; Viridiplantae; Streptophyta; Magnoliopsida; Brassicales; Brassicaceae.
AUGUUCCAUGGAUUGCCAAGUGAAGACCCCAUUGACCACCUUGAUGAGUUUGAUAGGCUUUGUGAUUUGACAAAGAUCAAUGGUGUCUCUGAAGAUGCCAUCAAGCUGAGACUCUUUCCUAUGUCUCUAGCUGACAAAGCUCACCAAUGGGAGAAGAGCUUGCCCCAUGGCACAAUCACCACUUGGGAUGAAUGCAAGAAGGCCUUUCUUGCUAAAUUUUUCUCCACCGGUCGCACAGCCAAGCUUAGAGGAGAGAUAUCCAGCUUCAUCCAGCGAAACAAUGAGACAUUCGCAGAGGCUUGGGAGAGGUUCAAAGGGUACACAAGUCAGUGCCCACACCAUGGAUUCAACAAUGAAUCACUACUCUCCACUCUUUAUAGAGGAUGCUUGCCUAGGUAUAGGGAGAUGCUAGACACAGCAAGCAAUGGCAAUUUCCUCAACCAGGAUGUAGAUGAUGGCUGGCAACUUGUGGAGAACAUAGCCAACUCAAAUGGUAGCUAUGGAGAAGAGUAUGAUCGCACCAAUCGGAGCUUGAUGUCAUUUGGAGCUAAUUGGAACAUUGCCUAUCACUGGAGACUAGUUGAGGAAGGAAAGACUCUGUCUGCCCCAUCUUUCGUCUGGAGGUGGUUUCAUGUCAUUCGGACCAGCGGUUCAGAAGAUACGACGAUAUUGGUUGGACUCGACCCACCAGCUCGACCGGCCAGUUUCCAACUCGAUCGAGCUGCUUUUCCAGGAGUCAAAGCGAUUCUCCACAUGGAAGUGAUGGAAAUCGUUGGAAAAGGUCCACUAAGAGCUCCAAUAACUCUUGCUCUCGAAAUGGAGUUCAUAGGGGUUGGAUGGAUUAGUUUGAGCAAUGAUCCUAUGGCCUCCAAGGCUUGA